CAACAUUAUUAUCCGAACAAUCAUUUGAUUAUAUGUUAAUGGAUUAUGAUUGUAUUGAUAAUAAUAAUAAUAAUAAUAAUGGUACAAGUAAUGAUACUGUAAACAAUACAAAUUCAAAUGAUAUGAUUGAUGAUGAUAAUUCGACUGUUGAUUUUCUUAAAAAUCUUGAAGUAUCAGAUGAUGAUACGGAUACAAAAAAUGUUGUCGAUCAAUUGUUUAUGACGACAAAUUUGACGACAACAGAAACUUCAGUACAACAGAAUCAAAAUGUUUCGAAACAAAAUGAAAUAGAUAUUAAACAAGAAUCUUCAAUAUCAGCUACAACGAACAAAGUCAACGUCGAACAAUCUAAUAAGGAUUCAACGCCAAUUUCUGAAAUCCAACCAAACAUAUCAUCAUCGCCUAUGACUAUCAACAAAACUUCAGACAAUCAAAAAGAACAGCAACAAAUCAAUUCAUCAACAUUAUCGUCUACGACGACCACGACAACAACAACUACAUCGAUAAUAUCAUCAUCAUCAUCAUCAUCAACUGUAUCAGCAACACAAACAUCGAUAUAUUUAUCACAAGAUCAAGAUGAAAUGCCUCGACAUACAAUAUGUCCAUUGUGUGAAAAUACACGUUCAUUUUGUUCAAGUUCAUCGGUUACAAGACAUAUACGUUCUGUACAUAAAUUAACCGAUUUAACUGAAGCAAAAUAUUGUUAUUGUUUAUUUUGUCAACAAUUUCAAGAGGAUAUACAUUCAUAUUAUCGUCAUCUUGAACAUGGACAUCAAUUUGAUUUGGAUAGAAAUUUUUCAUUAUUAUUUACAAAAAAAAUUUUUACAUCAAUCGAAGAAUUUCAACAAUGGAAAGAUCAAGAAUUAGAACCACAAACUGGUUGUCGUUAUGAACGAUGUUUUAGUUAUGAUUUUCCUCGAAGUAUUUAUUAUAAAUGUUCCGGUAUACAAUUACAAACACCGAUACAAACUGAAACUGAUGAUCAUACAAAACAACAACAACAGUCGAUUAUAUUGAAAUAUAAUCAGAAUCCUCAAUCUUCAAUUAAUCAACAACAACAACAGGGUACCAUUUCAACAUCUGGUUCACAAACAAUGACCAAAAUAGAAAUGGCUGAUUUAUCGAAAAUAUUUUCCAGUCAACAACAACAACAACAAACAUCUUUAUCAACAUCAUCAUCAUCAUCAUCAUCAAAUCUAGAUAAUUCAGAUAAUUCACAAAGUUCAUCGACAGGAACUUUGGCGAAUGUACAAGGAAUAAAUGUCAGAAUUGAAAAUCAAUAUGAUUCACGUAUGUAUCCAUGCCCUUCAUCGGUUCGUUUAAUAUUCAAAAAAAAUCAUAUACAGGUAAAUUACAUUCCAUUUCAUUUGGGACAUGUAUUAACUUCGAAUAAUACACCGCCAUCAUCAUCAUCAUCAUCUCAACCGUCAAAUGUGCAACAACAAGUGUCCAACAAUCAACAACGAGCUUCAACAACAGCUAUACAGAUUAGUCCACAACAAUUAGCCGGAUUAGCAUCAUCGGGUAAUAUUCAAUUGGCAACAACAACCGGUAUAGGAGGAUCAAAACUUAUUCAUUUACCAUUUCUUAAUUUGGCAACUGUUGGUGGUGGUAAUAUUGUUCUAACGACAGCUAAUUCAAAUCAACAACAUUCAGCGAAUCCGAUUCAGUUAAAGCAACAACAACAACAACAAUCACCAUCAGCAAAAUCGACUGCUCAUUCAUUUCAGGUACAAAUUUCAGGUGGUUCAUUAGGAUCGGCUAAAAUAUUAACUUCACCGAAAAAUCGAUUGAUGCAAGCAAUACCAAUAGAAAAAACAUCGACAACAUUUAAAACCAAUGUAGAUGUAUCGACACAAAGUGAUACUUUACCUUCAUCAGCAAUGUUAAAUCAAUUGAAUUUUCAACAAUUAAUCAAUAAUCAAUCAAAUCAUCAACAGAAAAUAAAAUCACAGCAAAUACAAUUGAUUUCGACUAUUCCGACAACUAAGGCAUUACAAAUACAGCAACAACAAUUAAAUGGUACGGCCAAAACCACAUAUCAACCAGUUCAACAAUCAUAUCAGCUAGCAGAUUCGUCAUCAAUAUCAACGCCAACAUCCGCAUCCACAUCGAUCAAUUCUUCACCAAUGAUGAUGAAAUUGACAAAUGAUACACAGGCACCAACAUCAUCGACUUUAAAUUCCACAGUUCAACAACAACAACAACAACAAAGCAAUGGAUUAGUAAUUGUAUCAUUGGAAAAAGGUUUGGAAACAGUACAAGAACAAUCACGGCCACGAAAAAAACAACUUUAUCAAAUAUUUGAACAAAUUCUUGAAUCAUGUUUUACUGAAUCAGAUUUUGAUCUUUUAGAAUCAUCAUUAACAUCGAUUGCUACACAUUUUCAAUUGACAAAUAAUACGAUGAACAAUAAUAUACCAUGAUGAUCAUCAACGUCAACGUCAGAAACAAAUCAUCAUUCGAUCUUCUAGUCCAUUCUAAUCCAUCAAGUAUACAUUGUCCAAACAAACAAAAUUAUCUUACAUUUUAUUUUCCCCAUUCAAACUUCUUUGAUCAUUGAAUAAUCACAGAGAUAACAUCCAUGUAUUUGAUUCAACUUUUUUUUGAUUAAUUCAUAUCCAUUUUAUAAAAAUUGAUA
Molecule: messenger RNA, 2641 nt
Organism: Dermatophagoides pteronyssinus (European house dust mite)
Lineage: Eukaryota; Metazoa; Arthropoda; Arachnida; Sarcoptiformes; Pyroglyphidae
Source: RefSeq, a predicted model, not a curated record